Messenger RNA from Danaus chrysippus (African queen), 276 nucleotides. The record is from the annotation of a GenBank genome assembly. Lineage: Eukaryota; Metazoa; Arthropoda; Insecta; Lepidoptera; Nymphalidae.
AUGCAGUUAAAAUAUAUGAGCGGUGUACCGAAAUACACAAGGCACAGAAGAAACAGCUCGGACGGUCGACAUAGUCCAUGCGUUGUUAGGCUCAUAUCAAAUAGAAUCACGCAGAUGCAUUUAGUGAUGAAAAUAAUCAAUGCGAGUGUUCCGUGGGAAGAUCGAAUGCGGAGUGCGUACGUGAGAUCCGAUCAGAGGCGCUAUCUGGUGUUGGAGCUUAGGACCGGGGCACAUAAAGGAUGCUGGGGUACAGAAUACAAUGGAGAUACUAUGUAG